Molecule: messenger RNA, 486 nt
Organism: Miscanthus lutarioriparius
Lineage: Eukaryota; Viridiplantae; Streptophyta; Magnoliopsida; Poales; Poaceae
Source: the annotation of a GenBank genome assembly
AUGAUGGCGCACGCAGUGACGGUGACGAGGUUCAGAGCAGGAGAGGCCCAGGAAGCGGCCAUGGCGAGCCCGUUGGUCAGCUCGAGCGGCCUGUGGACCGUGCUCGGGCAGGCCUCAAACGUGGCGCAGCUGGUCGGCGUGGACGCCCUCGGGCUGGUGUCCAUGGUCGUGCAGGCCGCGCUGGCCGCGCGCCGCCACCGCGACGCGUGCCGGCGCCUGGCGCAGCACGUGGAUAUCGUCGGCGGCCUGCUGCGGGAGCUGGAGCUCGCCGAGCUGAUUCGGCGGGAGGCCACGCGGUCCCCUCCAGCAGCUCCAGGAUGCCCUGCGGCGGUGCUACGCCCUCGUCACGGCCUGCCAGGACUGCGGGUACCUCCGCAGCCUGUUCGUCGACGCCCGGAUGGCCGAAGAGCUCCGCGCCGUGGAGCAGGAGAUCGACAUGUUCAUCCGCCUCGUCCCGCUUAUCGCGCUUGUCGACACUACACAUGA